AUGGCGAGAAUGAUUUCUUCAGAGGGCCCAAUCAGUCUUUGGUUUGGAAUGAUGAGCAUUCACACAGUCACUCAAGAAGGAAGAGACAACUUGUGGGCAAAGACCAAAGCUGCUUUAAAAUACAUCUAUGACCAUCACCUGAAUGACGCAGACUGGUUUUUGAAAGCUGAUGAUGACACUUACACUGUAGUCGAAAAUCUUCGCUACUUCCUUCAUGAUAUCUCACCAACACAGCCGGUGUACUUUGGUCGCAAGUUUAAAGCGGUGGUGCCAACAGGAUACAUGAGCGGUGGUGCUGGGUAUGUGCUCAGCAAAGAGGCUGUUAAACGCUUGGUGAAGCAAGGAUUCGAAGAUAGUGGUAAGUGCAGAGGUGAUGGUGGUGGUGCUGAAGAUGUGGAGAUGGGAAAAUGUCUUCAUAAUGUUGGGGUGGAGGCAGGAGAUACAAGAGAUGAGCUUGGCAGGGAAAGGUUUCAUCCUUUUAUUCCGGAGCAUCACUUGAUACCAGACAUACUUCCUAAGGACAUGUGGUACUGGUCAUACAACUACUAUCCAGCAAAACAGGGGCAAGAAUGUUGCAGUGAUUACGCCAUAACAUUCCAUUAUGUUCCCCCAAAUAUGAUGUAUGUACUGGAGUAUCUUAUCUAUCACUUGAAGCCAUAUGGUAUCCAUACAUUUAUAACGCCGGAACAACAACAGAACAUACCAAGAGAAGCUCAACACAAGGCUGGGCAAAUUGGAGUGCUCAUAGUCUGGAACAUUCUCAAGAAAUCAAAGAACAGGAUGCAGUUGUAA
Molecule: messenger RNA, 792 nt
Organism: Candidula unifasciata
Lineage: Eukaryota; Metazoa; Mollusca; Gastropoda; Stylommatophora; Geomitridae
Source: the annotation of a GenBank genome assembly